Gymnodraco acuticeps is the source of this 2255-nucleotide messenger RNA. RefSeq names its product cytochrome P450 2K1-like. Gene Ontology annotation, cellular component: cytoplasm; intracellular membrane-bounded organelle. Lineage: Eukaryota; Metazoa; Chordata; Actinopteri; Perciformes; Bathydraconidae. Gene Ontology annotation, biological process: xenobiotic metabolic process. The record is from RefSeq and is a predicted model, not a curated record. Bases 125 to 1630 code for a protein of 501 amino acids. Gene Ontology annotation, molecular function: heme binding; iron ion binding; oxidoreductase activity, acting on paired donors, with incorporation or reduction of molecular oxygen, reduced flavin or flavoprotein as one donor, and incorporation of one atom of oxygen. The transcript is spliced from 9 exons.
UGUGAGCAGAAUCUUUCAGCAGAUGGAAAGAAAGGGAGCCCUGUUUCUGACGAGACAUGUAUCCUUUCAUUGAACUUUAAAAAAGUGUUUCUAAAGUAAGUCAGGUACUGUAGACAGCAGGAUCAUGUUGAUGGAUCUUUUCCAGUCUUCAACUUCAGUCUUUUUGUCUGUGGCCAUUGUGGUUCUGCUUGGCCUACACUUUAUUUACUCAAGCUUCAGCUCCAACAGCAGGAGGGAGCCACCGGGGCCUAGACCUUUUCCCCUGCUGGGAAAUCUGCUUCAAGUGGAUCUCAAGAGACUCGACCGCUCUCUUGUUGAUCUGUCCAAAAUACAUGGACCAGUGUUUACAUUUUACUUAGGAAUGCAGAAGGUGGUGGUCCUGGCAGGAUACAAGACAGUCAAACAGGCUCUGGUCAACCAUGCUGAGGAGUUUGGAGAACGAGAGAUCAGUCCGUUAGCCUAUGAUUUCAACCAAGGACACGGAAUAAUCUUUUCAAACGGUGAUGUGUGGAAAGAAAUGAGGCGCUUUGCUCUAAGCACACUAAAAGAUUUUGGGAUGGGCAAAAGGAUUACUGAAGGGAAAAUCAUUGAAGAAUGUGGCUACCUGAUUGAAGAAUUUCAAAAGCAUGAAGGUGAAGCCUUUGAUAACGCCCAUAUGAUGAAUUACGCAGCUUCAAAUAUUAUAUCCGCUCUCAUAUUUGGAAAGAGAUUUGAAUACAAGGACCCUGAAAUCAAAGCUAUGUUGGAAAGAAACCACGAAGUCACCCGUCUUACGGGAACAGCAUCCAUUCUGAUAUACAACGCGUUUCCUUGGCUGGGACCUUGUAUUAAAAACUGGAGGAAUUUGAUGAAACUGGUGGAGGACAGCAUGAAGGAAACAAGGAGUAUGAUAGCUGACCUGAAGGAGACUCUGAACCCUGACAUGUGCCGAUGCUUUGUGGAUGCAUUCCUGACCCGUAAACUGAGUCUUGAGGAGGCUGGUGACAAAGAUUCACACUACAAUGAUGAGAACCUGGCCUACAGUGUGAUAAACCUGUUUGCUGCUGGGACUGAUACAACGGCAAAUACACUUCAGUGGUCUUUACUUUUCAUGGCCAAGUACCCUCAGUUUCAAGACAAGGUCCAGGAGGAGCUGAGCAGAGUGAUAGGAAGCCGUCAGUCCAGAGCUGAAGACCGGAAGAACCUGCCGUACACUGAUGCUGUCAUCCAUGAGACACAGAGACUGGCCAACAUUGUCCCCAUGGCCGUUCUUCACAGAACUAGCCAAGACGUCACCUUCCAGGGAUACUUCAUCAAAGAGGGGACUUGUGUGCUUCCUCUUCUUACUUCUGUCCUGCAGGAUGAGAGUGAAUGGGAAACCCCACACACUUUCAAUCCUUCCCACUUCCUGGAUAAGGAGGGUACAUUUAUCAGGAGAGACGCCUCCAUGCCAUUUUCUGCAGGUCGCAGGAUGUGUCCUGGAGAGAGUCUGGCUAGAAUGGAGCUGUUCCUCUUCUUCACCUCCCUCCUCCUGCACUUUCGUUUCACUCCACCACCUGGAGUUACAGAGGAUGAACUGGAUCUCACUCCAGUUGUGGGCUUCAUUCUGACCCCUUCCCCACAUGAGCUGUGUGCUGUCAGUCGUCAAUGAGGAAGGGAGCUAGAGCAUUGCAGUCUCCAUGUCACCCUACUGGCCCAGAAGGCACUGCAGGUUCUGGUCCAGAUUAUUCUCACCGUACGCAUAGAGUUCUGCAACUCCCUCCCUCCAUCUCAUUCAGAAUGCAGCAGCCUGACCCUUCUUUCAUCCAUGACAUGGUUAAACCGUACACUCCAGCAUGUGCACUUUGCUAAAAAGCUAAAAGCUGAUGUACUUGCAUCUUUUGUAGGUCGCUUUGGAUAAAAGUGUCAGCUAAAUGAUAUGUAAUACGAUUGCCUUGCUUUCUGCUGUACACAUUUGUAUGUACAAUAUAUUCAGACACUGCCUCACACAUUUAAAUGGGAAAGUGGUUUGUAUUUUAAUCAUGACUUUAUUUAUUUAUUUUUUCAUUAAUCAUAUAGGUAUGAAAACUAACAGUCAGUAAUGCUAGUCGAGAUUAUACAAAAAUAAUAGAUAGAAAAAAGGAGUGACAAAGGUAGUGCCUGCACAUAAUCAUUCCAUUAAUCAUUGCCUAUUGUAAGGACACAUCAUUAUUAUCAACACAUUAUAACUAAAGCACUGCAUUCUAUUGCUGUUGUAUUCUCUUAAAAUGUAAAAAAUAAAUACAUUUUAGAAUUGC